AUGACGUUGCCGACGAUGAUUUCUCUUCAUCGUCGAUUCACGAAAACGCGUGGAGAGAUGGAGUGCACUAACUGUGAUAUGUGCUAAUGCUUUGCCUAGUUAUCUCGGAUCACCGAGCCCCACGGGUUUAGCGUGGGACGCGGGGUAUGUAUAAUAGUAACGAGUCGAAGACUCAUAUUGGGCCUCAAAGACAUCAUGGCUACCGAACAGCUUGAUGUCGACCUCGCUGCCCGCGAUGACCUCCAAAAGCUAGGCUACACCCAAGAAAUGUCCAGAAGUCGUGGUUUGCCACACAUUCUCUUCAUGACUCUAGCUAUCAUGGCAGUCCCCUACGGUCUUGCCGCUCCCAUAGCUACGUCGCUCGUCGGCGGUGGACCCGCCGUCAUGGUCUGGGGGUGGAUCCUGGUUUCUGCAUUCACACAAGCGCUCGCUCUCUCGCUCGCAGAGAUAUGUUCCAAGUACCCCACGUCCGCAGGUGCAUACUACUGGUGCUUCCGCUUGGCUUCGCCCAGAUACAAGGUCUUACUCUCUUGGGUCAACGGAUGGCUCACCAUGGUGGGCGUUUGGACCAUUGCACUGAGUGUCACGUUUGGAACCGCGCAGCUCAUUGUCGCUGGCGUUGGCAUUUACUACCCUGAUUGGGUAGCAACUCCUUGGCAGACGUAUGUCAUCUUUCUAGGAGUGACUGCAGUGACAUUGGUGUUCUGCUUGUUCUUCAACAAGUAUCUUCCCACCAUUGACAUCAUAUGUGCAUGUUGGACUGCAUUGGGUAUAAUCGUCACGCUAGUCUGUUUAUCCGUGAAAGCAGCAGCAGGGCGACGCUCAAUUUCGUUUGCUUUGGGAGGUUUUGAUGCUUCAGCAUCUGGAUGGACACCGGGGUGGUCCUUCUUCAUUGGUCUGCUCCCUCCUGCAUACACGUACUCUGCUAUCGGAAUGAUCGCUAGUAUGGCAGAAGAGGUUCAUAAUCCUUCCGAAGUCCUUCCGAGGGCGAUGGCAUGGUCCGUUCCCAUCGGCGCGAUUUGGGGUGUCGUGUUCCUCCUGCCAAUCGUAUUCACGUUACCUGACGUUGCAACGCUGCUAUCUGUACCUUCCGGACAGCCGAUUGGUGUGAUGUUCACGUUGGCAAUGGGAUCUAAGGGAGGAGGCUUUGGUUUAUGGUUUAUUGUAUUUGGUAUUGGAUUGUUCUGCGCUAUUUCCAUCUCAUGCGCGGCAUCACGAGCAACAUGGGCCUUUGCGCGUGACAAAGCGAUACCAUUCCAUGUCCACUUCGCCAAGAUCAGUUCCCACAUCUCCGACGUACCCGUGAAUGCUCUCUUCCUCUCCACAGGUAUCCAAGUCCUUCUCGGACUUAUCUACCUCGGCUCCUCGACAGCCUUCAAUGCAUUCGUCGGUGUCGCUGUGAUGUGUCUCGGUGCUUCCUAUGCGAUGCCAGUGGCGAUCUCGCUUGCCAACGGGAGGAAGGACGUUAGGGAUGCGCCGUUUUCUCUUGGAAAGGCAGGCCACGUGGUGAAUGGGAUUGCGGUGCUAUGGAUCAUGUUUGCGAUGGUUUUGUUUUCGAUGCCAGCUGUGAUACCCGUAACACGGGUAACAAUGAAUUAUGCCUCAGUCGUGUUUGUAGGGUUUGCGGCGAUAUGUGCAGUGUGGUAUAUGAUCAAUGGGCGGCACCAUUACUCCGGACCACCUGUUCCUCGUGACACGUCACCACAGUCGACGCCAGCGCCGUCGAAGCUUGACUAGAGGACAGCGCAGGACAGCUAUGGGAACAGGCCGUCAACGACCUAAUUUCCGCAAAGUCUUGUAUGCAUUUAUACAAUGUUCCAGGUAGGUAUCAGCUAGGAAUCAUAAGGAAAGAACACAUAUAUCUCCUGGGGAAAGGUAA
Messenger RNA from Pisolithus orientalis, 1879 nucleotides. RefSeq names its product amino acid transporter. The transcript has 19 exons. Gene Ontology annotation, cellular component: membrane. The coding region runs from base 196 to 1737 and encodes 513 amino acids. Gene Ontology annotation, molecular function: transmembrane transporter activity. Lineage: Eukaryota; Fungi; Basidiomycota; Agaricomycetes; Boletales; Pisolithaceae. Gene Ontology annotation, biological process: transmembrane transport. The record is from RefSeq and is a predicted model, not a curated record.